Molecule: messenger RNA, 848 nt
Organism: Pieris napi
Lineage: Eukaryota; Metazoa; Arthropoda; Insecta; Lepidoptera; Pieridae
Product: 26S proteasome non-ATPase regulatory subunit 10-like
Exons: 4
Coding region: 174-830 (218 amino acids)
Molecular function (GO): protein binding
Source: RefSeq, a predicted model, not a curated record
UGACAUACUGUGUUACUGCUACUGCAAGUCAUGAUGUUGUUUAUUUUUACUUUGUAAGCCGCAAGAUAGCGAAAAGCAGUUCAUUCAUUCAAUACAUUUCAAAAUAAAGUGAAUAUUUAUUAGUACUACAAGAUUAGAAUAUUGUUUUACUAUAAAUUACCAACACAUUCAAAAUGUCUAUCGGUUCCGUUUAUGAAACGGCAUACAAGGGAGACUUUAAUCAAGUGAAAGUAAAAAUUGAUGAGAAUAAAAGAUUGAUUGAAACACCGGAUUCCAAUAACCGCCUUCUAAUUCAUUGGGCUUCUCUUGGAGGUAAUGAAAAUUUAGUAGAUUAUUUAAUAGAUACAGGUUCUCCUGUGGAUCCGGUGGAUGAUACAAAUUAUACACCUUUAGUACUCGCUGCGUCAGCUGGACGGUUUGAAGUUGUAAGACUUCUUGUUGGUAAAGGAGCAAAUGUUAACCAUAAAACAGACCGGCAUCAGACUGCUUUACAUUAUGCUUCAUCUAAAGGACAUGAAGAGAUUGUAAAAUUCCUGAUGGAUGCAGAUAGCAAUGUUAAUACUCCUGAUGUGUUAGGUGCAACUCCACUUCACAGGGCUGCAGCUCAGGGUAGAACAGAAAUUGUUAAAAUUUUAUUAAGUUCACCACACAUCAAUGUUGAUGUCCAGGAUUCAACUGGAUGUUCACCCCUUCAUUUGGCUUGUGAAGAAGACCGCCAACCAACAGCUGUUUUAUUAAAAAAUGCUGGAGCUCAAACUGAUCUAAAAAAUAAGGAUAAAAAGACACCAUUAGAUUUGUGUUCACUUAAACUUAAACGUUUACUUGAAUAAAUAUAUAUAUACAUUAAA